This is a messenger RNA of Macrosiphum euphorbiae (potato aphid), 1218 nucleotides long. The record is from the annotation of a GenBank genome assembly. NCBI's taxonomy places the organism in Eukaryota, Metazoa, Arthropoda, Insecta, Hemiptera, Aphididae.
AUGACGUGUGCAACAGACAAGCUCUAUCAAUUGGAGUUCGUGGUGAAGACGAUGACACGGUGCGGCCGACCAGAAGACGAGGGCUGCGGCACGGCCGUAGGCAUCCGGUUUCUUGGCAACCAGGAACAAAUGGUGUGUGAGAUCCCGGCGGCCGUGGACUGUUCUGGGUCUACCGUGACCUCCGUGAAUGCCGGCAAUAAGUACACAUUUCCUAUGCCCGGCGUUGGCAAGUGUGAUCCGCGGUCGAUGCGAGUGUCCGUCCGGCUGCACCGGAUAUUGGGCGCGGACACGUUGCCCGGGCGCGUAGAACUGGCAUCCGGCGAACUGGAAGUGCCAGUGACCAUGAGACCGGACGAACGACGGCGCCGACGGCCGGCCUCCAGCGCCAGCGGAGCUGACAACGAUGACAACGCCUCAGAUGACGGCUGCGAGAUGACCGUCCCAAUGACCAGUUGCCAUGACGGACGAACGGUGGCUGUGCUGGUUAUAAGGGCGAAAGUGUAUUGCUUCGGUCCAAUGAUGGCUGCGCCGAUCACAUGCCCUGCUCCGUGUCCUAUCUCGUGCCCGGCUCCCUGCCCGGCCCCCUGUCCGACCCCCUGCCCGGUUCCUUGUGGCACCCGGCCCAGAUGUCCUACCCCUUGCCCGGUGAAGUGUGUGGUCCCCUGCCCGGUGAAAUGUCCUACCCCAUGCCCGGUGAAGUGUCCGACACCCUGCCCGGUGAAGUGUCCGACACCCUGCCCGGGCAAGUGUCCGGUACCAUGCCCAGCCAAGUGUCCAAUACCCUGCCCGGCCAAGUGUCCAAUACCCUGCCCGGCCAAGUGUCCGAUUCCCUGUCCGCCCCCCUGUCCAGCUAAGUGUCCGAUCCCCUGUCCGCCAAAGUGCCCGGUUCGCUGCUCGCCACCACCCGACCCCUGCUGCCAGAAGAAGACGAUUACCAUCCCGUGUUGUCCAACAGGUUGCCCUCAACCUCGGCCAUGUCGUCGAACCUGCUGUAUCACGACCACCGGGCCCAGUUGCCCUCAGCAACAGUACGAGACGGUUUCGUGCGAGAUCGAUGGCCACAAGAUGGACUUGCGCGUGCGCAAAAAGAACUUCGAGACGUGCUCAGUUCAGCGUCGCAUCGCCAACGAAGCAGAGGCGUUCGCUUGUCGGGUUAUGGGAGUUGUGAAAGACAUGCACGGACUCAUAAUGGACUCAUCCAAUGGAGGUGGAAAUUGA